CUUUGCUUAUCACCCAGUAGGAACCGGUGGAAGAUACUGUUUUCAUGACCAUUUUAUGUCUGAACAUCUCAGGAAACCAUCACAUUCAACGUCUGAACCAUGAACAAACGAAAACUGAGUCUCAAGUGGUUUGGGAGCCUCACCAAUAUCUCCACCCGCCGCACACCGGAGAAGGCCAGUAUCCGGGCGGCCCCGGAGCACGACGGGAGCUUCGCUGGUGCCAAGGCGGCAACGGCGGACGACGCGGAGUCCGGCCCGCACGGCCCCAGCUAUGCCCGCUCCAGCGACAUGUACACACAUGUGGGCACUGUGCCCCGCAGUGAGAGGCAGAAGAAGAGCAGCAGGGGAAUGAGGGAGCAGAGGAAGAAGAAGAAAGGGGAGAAGGAGGGGGAGGAGGAGGAGGGAGCGAGCGGAGGGCAGAGCCAGUGGAAGGUGGGGGAGCAUGUCCGAGAGUCCCCCCUGCUCAGUGCACUUUCCAGCCUCAGUCUGACCAGCCUGGACCGGUCUCUGCCUGUGUCCGCAGCCGCCAGGCCGCUGCCCAGCACCCCCAAACCCAGCCGGGCUUCGCCUUUGACCUCUACACCCGAAAGCUGCCUCGGCGACCCUUCGGGAGACCCCGUCAAGAGCCGAGGAGCACCGUCGCGGAGCAAGGAUGCCUUGGAAACUUGGGGACCCGUAGAGCAGCCGCCGAACAUGGCAACUAACGGCCCCAAGGCGGUUUCCAUGCAGGACUUGUACGUGCCGAUGGACCCGAUAGCUGAGGCAGCUGGCAACCGCGCGGGCGACCAAAAGGAGAGGCGGCGGGGAGUCGCAGGUACACAGGAAACCACAGACACCGCGAACGGCUCCCACGAGGUGGCGAGUGCUGACAGCCAGCGUGACUUGAUGGACGGCAGUGGAGAAUAUGUGAAGUUCUGCAAAGAGAAGUUCUGGUUGGAGCCGCCGUCGGAGAAACAGAGGAAGCAGCUGGAGGAGGAGCUGAAGCUGAGCGGCACAAACCUGAAGAGCCACGCCUGGUACCACGGACGCAUCCCCUGGGAGAUGUCAGAGAGCCUGGUGGUGAACCAGGGGGACUUCCUCAUCAGAGACUCUCAGUCCAGUCAGGGCAGCUUUGUCCUCACCAGCCAAUGGGAGCAGAGAAGUCUUCACUUCCUCAUCAGGAAGACGGUGCUUCAGUCCAGUGAGACGUACACCCGGGUCCAGUACAGCCUGGAGGGCGAGGCCUUCGACUCCUUACCGGCCCUUGUUCACUUCUACGUGGGCAGCAGGGCGGCUCUAACCCGGUGGAGCGGAGCCCAGAUUCACCGGCCCGUGAACAGGACGCUGCCCCUCUCCUGCCUGGAGACAGCCUUCUGCACCGCCGUCAGUCCGCCGUCCUGCCACCGAGGGCUGAAGAACAGCAGCGCGAGCGGAGAGGAGAGGGUCUGUCCGAGCAGCCCUUCCUCGCUCCGCCACAGGGAGGCAGAUGUUACCAGAGAACAGGACAAGACCCUGCUGUUUGCCGGAGAAUCCUCUCUCUCGGCUCCAUACAGCCACGACACCCCCCAGUCCAGAAGCCCGUUCCUCUCCAGGCGCUCGGACACCGCCCCACUCAUGUCCUCCCUGAACUGCACCCUCCGCGGAGAGAGUAACCACAGACCCCAGCCUCAUCUGAACCAUGACUCCCCCCCGUCUGAUACAGAUGGAAGCUGCUACACGGAGCUGUACCCCAGCCCUCAGAGCUAUGUGGAGAGGCUGCAGGUGGAGGAAGGGUCCGUGGGCGUCGAUCCGCUGAGGGUGGGGGACGGGGAUGUGUACUUCCCACCGGUGGUGGAGACGGUUUCUUCUUUCAAACCGAGCAGGUACGAGUCACUGCUGAUGCCCACGGAGAAUAAGCCUUUGGAGGUGGGCAUUCUGCGGAGGGUGAAGGAGCUCCUGGCCGAGAUCGACCCCAGGACGGCGGCAAAACAUAUCACCAAGGCUGACUGCAUGGUGGCCAGAAUUUUGGAGGUGACUCCGGAGAUGCAAAGGAUGAUGGGAGUUAGCUCUGGGAUGGAGCUGCUCACGUUGCCACAUGGCCAGCAGCUGAGACUGGACCUGCUGGAGAGGUUCCAGACCAUGGCGACCAUGUUGGCCGUGGAUGUGCUGGGCUGCACGGGGACGAACGAGGAGCGGGCUGGUCUGAUCCAUAAAAUCAUCCAAAUCGCCGCCGAGCUCAAGAGCACCAUGGGCAACAUGUUCGGUUUCGCUGCGGUGAUGAGAGCCUUGGAGCUGCCGCAGGUGUCCCGUCUGGAGCAGACCUGGAUGGCGCUACGACAGCGACACACAGAGGGCGCUAUUCUCUACGAGAAAACUCUGAGGCCGUUUAUGAAGAGUCUGAACGACGGGAGAGAAAGCUGUGCACUGUCCAACACCACCUUCCCCCACAUCCUGCCCCUCCUGUCUCUGCUGGAGAAGAGUGCUGCGGUGGGUGAGGGGACGGAGCCUUGGGAGACGGUGGAAGCCGGUGUGGACGUGGUCAUGUUCCACCUGGGGGCGGCGAGGACCGUCGCACAGCUGGGCGGAAUCUACCGAUCCAACGCCGAGAGCAAACUGCAAGGUUUCCAGGAGCAGGCCGAGGUCCAGGAGCUCUUCCUGACCGACUUCCAGAUGAGGCUGCUGUGGGGUAGCAGGGGAGCCACGGAGAACCAGGGUCUGCGAUACGGCAAGUUUGACCAGGUGCUGACCGCCUUGUCCAACAAGCUGGAGCCGCCUGUCAGAUCGCUCUGACCCGAGAGCUGUUUUUAACAACUGUUUGUCCAGGAUGAGUCCCGUCAUAUUCUCAUUCCUCCAUGGGACGGUCUGUCGGACAUUGAGCAGCUCCUCCUAGUAGCUGGAGCUCUGAUGCUUUGCUCAAAGGCAGCCGGAAGGUCGUUAAAAAGGUGAUGGCGUCCAAAAGAGGAAGCCUCCGGCCACAAACAGGCUUCAUAAGCAUUUAGACUCUGGGCAUGUAGAGCAGACUCAAAGAGUACACAUCCCUUGUCAGUCAAGAUCUGCCCAGAUGCAACAGACAGACACUUGAAAGGUGAAACAAACGUUCCACCUGGUUCUCUGCAGCUUGCUGGGAUUCAGAUUCCUGAUCAAAAGCACUCCAGCAGGAUGAAUGUUGGCCUCAGAGUGCUAAAUGCUAGGUGGUUAAUUUCUCGCUCUCUCUCUCUCUGACUCAGGGCAGAGUGAAGCUCAGAUUUUACGACUCUCUCUCAAAGUCUGAGCUGUUGACAAGAAUUAUGAGUUUGGAACGAACCACUGGAUGCAGGGUGGUGGAGCCACUGGGAGAACGUGGCACUACAGGACCCUGAUACGGACUGCAAUUAUACAGCGCUUUUCUCGUCUUAUCCACCACUCAAAGCGCUUUACACUACAUGCCACAUUCACCCGUUCACACACACACGCACACUGAGGCCAAAGCCAUCAGGGCAAUUUGGGGAUCGGUAUCUUGCCCAAAGACGCUUUGACACGCGGACUGUAGGAGCCGGGGAUCGAACCACCGCCCUUGUGGUUAGCGGACCUGAACUGGGGACUUGUACCACUUUAAUGUUUCAAAGUGCCUGGGUCAGAAAUCAGCAUGUAAUCCCGCCAGCAUCUUUUAUUUAAAAUGCUUAGGUGUAAAUGUGAACAUAAGGCGUCAGUGUAAAUAUGUGGUACUGUGCCAGGUUCUGUUGCCUUAUCGUGCUUUUGUUCUGCAGCAGAAAAAAAAAAAAGUCCGUCACAAGAAGCCUGUGAUGAGGCUGAGCCUCAGUCUGUUACAUUCAUGUAUAGAAAUGUUUUUAUGUCUGCCUGAAGGCUGGACCUUCCCUAAACCUACAAAUGCACCAGCUGUAUGGCAUCGUUUAACAUUGUAUAACCCAAUAUUAGAAGAAUGUUGUAUCUACAUUUCUACAGUUGCAGUUUUUGUAUGAUGUUUAUUCUAAUGUGUUAAUUAUUAGGAUUUUCUAAUUUGAAGAGAAUAUUUAAUGUAAUCUGGGAUGAGAUUACACUCAGUGCCGGGGUCAGUUCAGUCAGUUCAGAACUUUCGUUUUCUUUUUUUAAACAUCUUCUUUCUCAUUGUUUCCAUUAUCACUCACACUGUUAUCUCACAUUAUCACUGAGUGAAAUGGAAUGAAAACAGUGAACUGAGAGUGAACUGACCGUAACCACACAGGUGCAGAACAUUUCUAUUACCUUACAUAGUAUUAAUGUCUAAUAUUUAUCUGAAAUGUAAAUAAACAUGUUUACCUC
Molecule: messenger RNA, 4236 nt
Organism: Xiphias gladius (swordfish)
Lineage: Eukaryota; Metazoa; Chordata; Actinopteri; Istiophoriformes; Xiphiidae
Gene: sh2d3cb
Product: SH2 domain containing 3Cb
Exons: 12
Coding region: 100-2748 (882 amino acids)
Biological process (GO): positive regulation of peptidyl-serine phosphorylation; small GTPase-mediated signal transduction
Molecular function (GO): guanyl-nucleotide exchange factor activity; phosphotyrosine residue binding
Source: RefSeq, a predicted model, not a curated record